Cokeromyces recurvatus is the source of this 790-nucleotide messenger RNA. Its product is annotated as replication fork protection component Swi3-domain-containing protein. Gene Ontology annotation, cellular component: nucleus; replication fork protection complex. Lineage: Eukaryota; Fungi; Mucoromycota; Mucoromycetes; Mucorales; Mucoraceae. Bases 36 to 596 code for a protein of 186 amino acids. Gene Ontology annotation, biological process: DNA replication checkpoint signaling; replication fork arrest; DNA damage response. The record is from RefSeq and is a predicted model, not a curated record. The transcript is spliced from 4 exons. Gene Ontology annotation, molecular function: DNA binding.
AUCUAACUCUACGCUGUGUUAUAUACAUAUAUAAAAUGGAUGACUUUGAUGACAUUCUGCUUGAUGACUACAACAUCAAUGAUGAUUCCAACGAGCCAAAUUCAGUACAAAAAUCAGAAACUUUGGAAAAUCAACCUGAUGAAUUACCUUCAAAAUCAAAUAAAAAACUUAGACUAGAUGAAAGCUUAUUAUUAGAUACAAAAGGUAUACCAUUAUUAAAGAAUGAAAGUAUGCAUUUAAAGUUUAAAGGAAAAGGAUAUGAGAGUGAAGACUUGAAAAAGCUUAUGACUUAUUAUACUAUAUGGGCAAAUAACCUAUAUCCUAAAUUAAGAUUUCGAGAUUUUACACGAAGAGUAACAAAGCAAGCAUCGAAACCACGUAUUAAAGUCAUGAUAAAAGAAUGGCAGCAGGAAUAUAAGGAAAGAAGACAAGUUCGAUUAGAUAUUGAAAGGGAAUUAAAUGAGAAUGCAGAGAAGUCUAAUGAAUUUGACAAUGAAGAACAUAAGUCAAAUGAAAACUAUGAAUCACAUGAUGACGGUGAUGACAAUCAACCUCUAUUUUAUUCAUUGCCAACUAACUCAAAUUCCACUGCAUAAUUUUUUAUUUUUUUUAUUUUUUGUAAUUAACUUUAUAAUUUAUGUUCUAUACAUAAAUAUAUCUUUAUAUUUAUUUUAUUUUUUCGUCUAGCUAGCUAGUUAUAAUAAUUUCAAUAUUCACUUUACUUAUAACAAUUGGUAAUUAUUACAUUUCAAUGUAUUUCUCUAAAUAAACAAACAUAGCUUAUUCAUAA